Molecule: messenger RNA, 2908 nt
Organism: Phragmites australis (common reed)
Lineage: Eukaryota; Viridiplantae; Streptophyta; Magnoliopsida; Poales; Poaceae
Product: F-box only protein 6-like
Exons: 2
Coding region: 1368-2522 (384 amino acids)
Molecular function (GO): protein binding
Source: RefSeq, a predicted model, not a curated record
UCUCUCUCUCUCUCUCUCUCUCUCUCUCUCUCUCUCUGUUCGCGUACUUCAUCUACCACGCCUGGUUAGUUCGGAUCUGUCCGCUGCCGGAUUUAGCAGGCGGCUCGGGGGAAUUCGCUGGCCUCAUGAGUUUAUGUUUGAUCUGGCCACUGGUUGUUUCGGUUAUGAGGAAAUUAGGUUGCACAGAUCUUUGACUAGUAUGUUUAGCAUAGAUGGUUUCUCUUGCUUCUUGGUGUUACACACACUUUCUUCUCAAUUUCGUGUCGCCACAUGUUGUUAUCCACCCCCCCCCCCCCCCCAAUUUUUUUGCUAUGGUACGUUGGUAGAUUUGACCGUGACGGUAGUGUUUAUAUGAGGAACGAUGGCUCUGUGCCUUUGUUCUUAGUCCUCUCGUGGUCCUUUCUUCCGUUUGUUUUAUAAUUUGCUGUUAAUAGUUUGUUUACCCGUUUCCAUGGUUAAAGCUUUUGUCAUUGCCCCAAGCAUAGGACAAUAUUCUUUACGCAUAUCCAUGGAUUUAAGCACGACAAAGUCCGCGGCUCGAGGUUAUUCUAGAUUAUGUGACACUGUUAAUGUUAAGAUAUCCUAAUUAGGUUGACUUUGGGGUGCAUCGUUUGUACAAACUUUAUUGGCAAAGAACCAAAAGAAGAGGAAACAUGGAAAUCGACCUAGCCCCUGUGUGUUUGAAAGCGGACUUGAUAAACAUAGUCGCAAGGCUUAGCUGGAGAUGUGGAGUAAACACGAUUACUCAUGUUAGCGUGUCCUUGCCCCCUCCACGACUGAUUCUAGCGCUUAUGUCACUGAUAUACAUCUUGUGUAUAUUAUGUUUCUAUGUUGAGCAAUUCAUGCUGUGCUUCGUUAAGCAUUGUACUUAUAAUACUUUUGUUUGCUAAACUGUACGGAGUUGUCAUAUGAGAAAUUGCAUACGAUAAACAGAGCAUGAAUUGGUCUGUUUAGAUCAUGCACUCACUGCUUUUCUUAUUAGACCAUAAAGAAUAUCCUGUCAGCUUCAUCCACUUCAUAUGAAAUUUAGCCCUUUUCCUUUACGAGAAUAUGAUGUAUUAUCCCGUGUAUAGCAAUUCUAGCCCUACUGAAAAACAUAUCAUAGGCUUCGUUAGUAAUAUGAAUUGCUUGAUUUGAUCAGGAUACCUCUAUGCUUUAGGGAGGCAUGAUGAAUAUUGAUGGGGAAAUUGGUGAGGCAUGAUACUUGUGCAUUAUAGAAAGCCAACCAGUCGACCUGUUUGUAUUUCCCAUUCGACAAGCCUGAGAAGCCAGCCGCAAGGUGGUAUUUACUUGACUUUGAACAUGGCUCAAUCAAGGAUGAUUAUUGUGGAGGAAGGACUGGAUACAACUCGGAAUUACUGAAGAUCAUGGAAACUAACCAAUCUACUCCUCGCAAGCGACCACGGAGAGAUCGGAACCGUGAGAGGGCACCCUGCUCAAACCCAACUGAAGUAAUGAAACAGGAGAUUUGGAGAGAGUUUCCUGAAGAUCUUUUUGAAACUGUCAUUGCAAGGCUUCCAGUUGCUGCAAUAUUUCGAUUCCGCACUGUUUGCCGAAGGUGGAAUUCUCUUUUGGGCUCAGACAAUUUCUCUCAUCAGUACUCUGAAGUUCCACAUGGACUGCCAUGGUUCUAUACAAUCACCCAUGAGAAUGCAAACAACAAUGUUGCAAUGUAUGAUCCUUCACUGAAAAAAUGGCACCACCCUUCUGUUCCUCUCGCUCCUACAAAAAUAGUUAUUCCAGUGGCAUCUGUGGGCGGCCUUGUUUGUUUACUGGAUCUCAGCCACAGGAAUUUCUACAUUUGCAACCCUCUUAUGCAGUCACUCAAGGAGAUCCCACCCAGAUCAGUGCAGCCAUGGUCAAGAGUCGUGGUAGGGAUGGUGCUGAACGGAAGAAAUUCUAAUGGUGGCUACAAAGUAAUGUGGUUAGGAAAUGAUGGGACUUAUGAAGUCUAUGACUCUUCAAUGAACACGUGGUAUUGUCCUGGAAUUUUUCCUCCAAAUAUCAAAGUUCCACUUGCUCUAAAUUUUAGGUCACAGCCUGUGGCGGUUGGCAGCACGCUAUACUUCAUGUGUGCAGAACCAGAUGGUGUUUUGUCAUAUGAUGUCAGCACUGGGAUUUGGAAACAAUAUGCCAUCCCACUGCCACUGCAUCUGACUGACCACACACUUGCCGAGUUCCAGGGGAGGGUUAUGCUUGUGGGUCUGCUGUGCAAAAAUGCAGCAACCUGUGUCUGCAUAUGGGAGUUGCAGAAGAUGACUCUCCUCUGGAAGGAGGUGGACAGAAUGCCAAAUAUCUGGUGCUUAGAAUUUUAUGGUAAGCACAUGAAGAUGACAUGCCUGGGCAACAGUGGUUUGCUCAUGCUCUCCUUGAAGGCGAAACGGAUGAACCGUCUCGUUACAUACAACCUUUUGAAAAAGGAGUGGCAGAAGGUUCCGGAUUGCAUGCUCCCAUGCAGCCGCAAGAAACAGUGGAUAGCAUGUGGCACAGCAUUUGAUCCAUGCCCCUCUGCCUUGACCUGACAGGUUCUUUGACCUUCUUCAGCCAAACAGGUUGAGGUUUUAGCCAUUUCAUAUCGUUGGCCUAUCUUUAGAUGUUUCUAUGGUUGUUGUGACAGGGUUCUCUGUUAUGUAAAUCCAUAUCACUCUGGUUGUUUUGUAUCACGCUGAAGAAAUUGAACUAUCCCGUUUGUCACCUGCUAUAAUUCGAGUUGGUACUACAUUAACUGAGCAAGACUACUUACAAUAUCUUAAGGUCAUUGUAAUCUUCAGUUCAAAUAGCAGGUAUCUGUUUGGUCUUGGUUUUGAGUUCUGUGUGUAAUGUUUCUGAGUGUGCAGUCAUCUGCCCAGAAUUGAGCUUAUACUCUAUAUACAUAAUUACCGGGGUUUUAAUGUGCGAUAUUAGUGCA